Molecule: messenger RNA, 1557 nt
Organism: Marasmius oreades (fairy-ring Marasmius)
Lineage: Eukaryota; Fungi; Basidiomycota; Agaricomycetes; Agaricales; Marasmiaceae
Exons: 1
Coding region: 141-1265 (374 amino acids)
Source: RefSeq, a predicted model, not a curated record
UAUUCUAAAGUUGGUCGAGCACCAACUAGAAACUUGUGGCAAAAGCUGUCACAUUAACGUAAGUGGCUGUCCUCCGGCUUGAGGCUGUCCCUCCAUGUUGCAUUCGGUCAUUUCCAGACUUUGCCCUCAAACACUCUCCCAUGAACCCAUUUCCUGCUGAGAUGUGGAUCCAAAUCUAUGCCGCAGCUUGCAUAGAUACAGGCACAACAGCUCAGUCCUUGGCUCUUGUUUGCAAGACUUCGUAUAGGCUCGUUCAGCAGUUCAAGUUGCAAUCCCUUGCUUUCUUGAGACCUAACGAACUUGUCAAGUUCUCUAUGUAUCUGGGAAGGAUCCCACCGGAACACAGAGAGAUGAAAUAUCUCUACAUAGCAUUGGAAUCAUUGUGGGUCGAUGGGCAAGGGUCAAGAGAAUUGGUCGUCUCUCCAAGCAGAUAUGUUGACCAAGAAGCCCUUUGCGCCUAUCUUGAUGCACUGAAUCCCUUUGCUUCCGAAUCCGCUGUCUCCGACAGAGCUCGGAUACCAGAGAGUGUCGCUCACGUCUCCAGUACAGUCACCGAUCAGUCCCCCACUCGUAUACGACUUCAGGAUAGGCAUAUCCAGAAGGCACUCUACCUCACACUCAAUCUUGCCUCUCCAACGCUCGUGAUCCUCUCCAUCCACCUCGCGUUCGUCACACGGAAGCAACUCCUUCCCGCAUAUUCCUUUCCAAAGUUAGAAGAACUCACGAUUUAUGGUUCUUGCACCCCUAACGCCGGUGAAUUAGAGGGGCUAGAUGGUUUAUCCGGGUGUUCUGACAGGAUCGUACGAUAUCCAGCGUUAAAGCGUCUACAUCUUUCCCAAACAUUCGCCUACUCCAUUCCAUUAGCACGAGAUCUCGCCAAGCAAGCACCUCAUCUCACUCAUUUAUACCUGAAUCUGCGCUCUUACUCGCUAGAUGGGCUGGCAUCCGCUAUGGGAUUGCUGCCUCAUCUCCCCGAUGCGUCACGACGCAAUGGGAAGUUUCCCACUACUCUGAGGAUUAUCUACUUGGAGACGGAUCCACAUGAGCUUGUACAUGCUGGCUCUAGUUUAGACGCCGUCCUCGAACGAACGGAAGAGAUCAACGCACUUAGCGGUCUGGACGUGAAGAUUUGCUCGAGACCCCCUGGGAAAUGGGCGGAUAUCGGGAGUGCUUUGGUUGAUUGGGAAGAUAGGAUAAAUGGGAGAGAAGGUAGAUGGGAAAAGGGUGUUUAUUCGCUGAAUGGAAGGCAGACAACACCAAGAUGAGGCUCUGCCUGCCCUGUGUCUGUCCGUGUUCAGAUCGCAGCUGUGACCCGCUCCUGAACCGGAAAGUCUGUGUUUUAUAUUGUCGUGGUAAAUAGUAGGCUAAUAAGAGUUCCAUUGCUCCUGGCGUUUCCGUCAAUUACAGCCUAUUAACGGAGCCCAUCACUGUACAUCAACGGACCGAUCGCUUUGGACCUUCACAACCACGUUCACGAUAUCAAGACCUCGAGUUUGUAUGAUCAAUAUUAUUGCUCUCGUGUAUGCCCUCGGAAAUACUGUGACGAAUUCACGAGAG